Molecule: messenger RNA, 2536 nt
Organism: Patiria miniata (bat star)
Lineage: Eukaryota; Metazoa; Echinodermata; Asteroidea; Valvatida; Asterinidae
Product: gastrula zinc finger protein XlCGF7.1-like
Exons: 2
Coding region: 158-1069 (303 amino acids)
Biological process (GO): regulation of immune system process; regulation of cytokine production; negative regulation of transcription by RNA polymerase II
Source: RefSeq, a predicted model, not a curated record
UGCUCGUUUGUUGGCCUCGUCCAAUUUAGACAAUUUAGACAAUUGAGGGCGGUAUACAACUCAUGAAAAUGGCAGCGUCCACAAGUUAUCGUCUGUACCCUCUAUAGCUUGAAACUGGAUUCCAUUCCAGGAAGCCUGUAUCGGCAAGGCAGCGACAAUGAGUGCCAUCAACAGAACCACCGUCGAGCAAGAGGUUCAUCUGGAGGUCAAACCAUACAGUCAUGACAUUCGUAGUAAGGUUACCGGGAAGAGAGAGCAGCAUCAUCAUAAGAGGAGCGUCUGUGACAUUUGUGGCAAAGGAUGCACAGACAAUGGUCACUUGAUACUACAUCAGAGGGCCCACACUAAUAAGAAAUCUUUUGUCUGUGACAUUUGUGGCAGAAGCCUCUCUAGUAGGAGUUCCCUACUAAGACACAAGAGGGUCCACACCAAGGAGAAACCUUUUGUAUGUGGCAUUUGUGGCAAAGGGUUCUCUAAUAGUAGUUCCCUACAAAGACACAAGACGGUUCACACUAUUGAGAAAAUAUUUUUUUGUGACAUUUGUGGCAAAGGUUUCUUACAUAGUUCUUCUCUUAAAAGACACACGGAGGUCCACAACAACAAGAAACCAUUUGUUUGUGACAUCUGCGGCAAAAGCUUCUCGCUGAAUAGUUCUCUACAAAGCCAUCAGUUGGUCCAUACUAAAGAGAAACGUUUUGUUUGUGACAUUUGUGGCAAAGGGUUCCCACGGAGUUUUGCUCUUAAAAGACACACGAAGGUCCACACUAAAGAGAAGCCAUUUGUUUGUGAUGUUUGCGGCAGAAGCUUCUCACUGAAUGGUUCUCUACAAAGACAUCAGUGGGUCCAUACUAAAGACAAACCUUUUGUUUGUGACAUUUGUGGCAAAGGGUUCUCACAUAUGUAUGGUCUUAAAACACACUUGGAGGUCCACAACAACGAGAAACCAUUUGUUUGUGACAUUUGUGGCAAAGGGUUCCCACGGAGAUUUUCUCUUAAAAACACACAGAAAGGAUCCACACUAACGAGAAACCAUUCGUUUGUGACAUUUGUGGCAGAAGCUUCUCACUAAGUAGUUUUCUACAAAGACAUCAGAGGGUUCAUACGAAAGAGAAACCAUUUGUUUGUGACAUUUGUGGCAAAGGGUUCUCACGUGGUUCUCUUAAAAGACACACAGAAAGGAUCCACACUAACGAGAAACCAUUCGUUUGUGACAUUUGCGGCAGAAGCUUCUCACUAAGUAGUUUUCUACAAAGACAUCAGAGGGUUCAUACGAAAGAGAAACCUUUUGUUUGUGACAUUUGAGGCCAGGCUUCUCUUAUAUGUCUCACCUGAAGACACACAGAAAAGAUCCACACUAUUGAGAAACGAUUUGUUUGUGACAUUUGUGGCAAAGGGUUCGCACUGAGUCCUUCUCUUAAAAGACAUGCGGAGGUCCACACUAACGACAAACCAUUUCUUUGUGACAUUUGCAGCAAAGGCUUCUUAUAAACACACACCAGAAUCUACACUAUUGAGACACGAUUUGUUUUUGACAUUUGUGGUAAAGGGUUCUCAUCGAGUUCUUUUAAAGACACACGAAUGUCCACACUAAGGAGAAACCAUUUCUUGGUGACAUUUGUGGCAAAGGCUUCUCACGACAUUUUCACCUUCAAACACACAAAAGGGUCCACACUAAUAAGAAACCAUUUGUUUGUGACAUUUGUCAUGGAAAGGAUUUCUCACUGAGUUUUCACCUUAAAACCACAAGAGGGUGCAUACUAAAGAGAAAUCAUUCGUUUGUGAAAUUUGUGGAAACGGGUUCUCACAGUUUUCUCUUAAAGAGACACAAGAUCUCCAUACCAUUGAGAAACCAUACAUUAAUUUUGUGACAUCUUUGGGACAGGCUUCUCUGAAAGAGUAACCUGAACCCCCCCCCCCCCAAAAAAAAACCAGGAGCAUACACGAACUCCUUUAUUAAUGAUGAACCAUUUGAUGAACCAUUAUCAAUCAUUGAAAAACUUUGUCAACAGCGGAGAGUUCACACUUACAAGGAAACCUUUAGAUUGGGAGUUUGUGGCAGUAGCUUAAUUUCUUCUACCGAUGGCCUACAAAAACAUGAGUGCUCACACCUAUGUUCCCGAUGUUCCCGGAUACCUAUGUUCCCCAAUACCUAUGUUCCCCAAUACCUAUGUUACCCAACCCUAACCCUAAGGGUUUCGGGGAACAUCAGUUUUGGGGAGCAUCGGGUAGACCCCAUAAAGACUCGCUCAGUUUUUGUGUCAUUUGUAUAAAAAAAAAAAGAACUGUAUUACAGUAUUUUUUGUUGUUAAUCAUUGUGUGUUUUACUGGUGAGCACAAUAUUGUUCUGUGACGAUCUAACUUUAAUUUUUUUUUUGCAGUAUAUCAAUAAUAAUGACCGGUAAUUGAAGUUCAGAACUACGUUCAGUCACUUAAUCAAUUAACUUACUCCAUAUAUGAUUAGGUACUUUUGAGGAUUUGUGCAUACAACCUUUUUAAUUGCAUAAAUGUAAAUAAAGUUUGAUGCAUUUAGAACUAU